AUGGUCCCUAGAAUAGCAAGUCGUCAAUGGAGGGCCACAUUUAAGCAACUGAGACAACAAACAGGGCAAUUGUUGUCAAAUCUUGAUCAAUACGUCUUCACAGAUGUUUGGAAUUACCUCCAUAAAUCAUACAAGAUCAUGUUCGUCCGAGAACCUUUUGAUUGGUUAUUGUCAGCUUACAAGGACAAGUUUGCAUCUACGAGAACAGUGGAUCGAUACAUGCUGGAGACGUAUGGCAGAAAAAUCAUCAGAAAGUUCCGUCCGAAUGCCACCAAAAGAGCUCUGGAAGUGGGCGAUGACGUUAAAUUUCCGGAAUUCAUAGAAUAUAUUUUAAAGGAAGGCAUACAUGAGCAACUCAACUGGCACUGGAAUACUUACGAUGACCAGUGUAGGCCCUGCAGCGUGGACUUCAACUUCAUCGGUCGCUUUGAGUCCCUUUCCCGAGACGCACGAUAUGCGUUGAAGAAAGCUGGAGUUUUAAAUUUCACACAAUUUCCAACAAACAGUAAUUAUCCUAAGAGGAGAGACGAACUGAUAAAGCAUUAUUCUCAGAUCCCGCCCGAGUGGAUUAUGGAGUUGGGUCGUGUUUACCGAAGCAGUUUCGAAAUGUUUGGGUAUCCGUUUCCAGGUCCUCUCAAGGUCCUUUUAAAAAACGACACUGGUCAAACGGGAAAUUCUGGUCACUCUGGAAUUGCAGGUCAGACUGGUAAUCCUUAA
Molecule: messenger RNA, 717 nt
Organism: Pocillopora damicornis (cauliflower coral)
Lineage: Eukaryota; Metazoa; Cnidaria; Anthozoa; Scleractinia; Pocilloporidae
Product: carbohydrate sulfotransferase 11
Biological process (GO): carbohydrate biosynthetic process
Cellular component (GO): membrane
Molecular function (GO): sulfotransferase activity
Source: RefSeq, a predicted model, not a curated record